CUGUUUUCAAUUAGCCCCUGAUGGGUGGAGUAAUGCAAUCAGGAUUAACUACAGCUGACCCGUAGCCUCCUCUCUCAGUCUGCCCCAGACUCCGCACAGGCACACACUCCUCAGAUAGGAAGGUGAGUCAAAAUGACCGAGCGCUACGACUGCCACUACUGCAAGGAGUCCCUGUUUGGGAAGAAGUAUGUUCUCAGAGAGGAGAAUCCCUACUGUGUGAAAUGUUACGAAAGCCUGUACUCCAACACCUGCGAGGAGUGCAAGAAGCCAAUCGGCUGCAACACCAGGGAUCUGUCCUACAAGGACCGUCACUGGCACGAGGACUGCUUCAUGUGCUUCCAGUGCAAGCGCUCGCUGGUGGACAAGCCCUUCUCCACCAAGGAUGAGCAGCUCCUCUGCACUGAGUGCUACUCCAAUGAGUAUUCCUCCAAGUGCCAUGAGUGCAAGAAAACCAUCAUGCCAGGCUCCAGGAAGAUGGAGCACAAGGGGAACAGCUGGCACGAGACCUGCUUCACCUGCCAGAGAUGCCAGCAGCCCAUUGGCACAAAGAGCUUCAUCCCUAAGGACAACCACAACUUCUGCGUGCCCUGCUAUGAGAAGCAGUUUGCCAUGCAGUGUGUGCACUGCAAGAAGCCUAUCACCACUGGUGGGGUGACCUACCAUGACCAGCCCUGGCACAAGGACUGCUUCCUGUGCACUAGCUGCAAGCAGCAGCUGUCUGGCCAGAGGUUCACCUCUAGAGAUGACUUCGCCUAUUGUCUCAACUGCUUCUGCAACCUUUAUGCCAAGAAGUGCGCCUCCUGCACCACCCCCAUUAGCGGCCUCGGAGGCAGCAAGUACAUUUCCUUCGAGGAGCGCCAGUGGCACAAUGACUGCUUCAACUGCAAGAAGUGCUCCGUGUCCCUGGUCGGUCGUGGCUUCUUGACCGAACGCGACGAUAUCCUGUGCCCAGAGUGCGGCAAGGACAUCUAAAUGGAGUCUGAGAGCCGACUGAUACCUGUGAUAAUGAUAUGAUAGAGUAACGACAGAGAUACAACAAAUACUGUCAGAACACAGCAUCUUUACUACCUAGCAUUACUAUGAAUGUACAUUGUUUUAUGCCAUGAAGUACAAACUAACAGCGUUAUUUGAAUUUAUUUAAGUGGAAUGUUAAAAAGUCAUUACUAAUACAUAACUGUUGGCAUGAUUGUAAAGAUAUUUGCUUAUGAAACAGCGACAUGUUUGCAGAUAGACACUGUACGAAUAAGUCUACAAUAUUAAUGUAGACUAUCCACUUUGAGGUGUGAUAAUAAUAAUUACCGCUUUGUGCAUGGACUGGCUUGGUGCUGUAAUGUAGUAGUGGUUUUGUGAACGAGUUCUGCCAUUACAAAUUAAAUAUAUUAAAACUGUGUCUCUGAUAACUGCUGAUUGUAUCUGUGCAUGAAAUCACAUGAAAAAUAAAAAAAAGGGGGUCAAAAUGUUUCUAUUGGCAACUUCUGAGCAAGAAAAACACAAAUUUUAUUCUGACGUUACCGCUGACUGAAGGGUCAAAGAUCUUAAGAAGAAUUUAGAUUUCCUUCAUUAUUUUUUUUAUCAUAAUAUUAAGAGUAAGAGUAAAUUAAGUAUAUAUGUGAAAAUCCUGGUAUAUCAAACAUGGGUCACAAAGCUGCUGAAUUUCCGACUGUAAUAAAAUCAAAACAUUCAGGAUUCGUUGUAUUGAGACAAUUUAUUUUUAAAAAACUGUUGGUACAAACAUGACAAUGGAUUUGACAAAACGCUUUGUGAAUCUUGCUCCUGUGUGUUUUUGAUGAACUCUGUCUCCGUUAAUUUA
Messenger RNA from Larimichthys crocea (large yellow croaker), 1810 nucleotides. RefSeq names its product four and a half LIM domains protein 2. The record is from RefSeq and is a predicted model, not a curated record. Lineage: Eukaryota; Metazoa; Chordata; Actinopteri; Sciaenidae. Gene Ontology annotation, molecular function: transcription coregulator activity. The transcript is spliced from 6 exons. Gene Ontology annotation, cellular component: nucleus; Z disc. The coding region runs from base 133 to 972 and encodes 279 amino acids.